AUGAGCGGACAUGGUGGACGUUACGGUGGACGUGGAGGAUGCCGAGGCGGUGGACGUGGCAACAUCGCCAUGACUCAAGCAGAGUUGACUGACCUGAUUAACACACGCGUGGCUGAGGCUUUAGCAGCUCAGCAAGCUGGUCAACCUGUGAACCAAAACCAGAACAAUCCACCCGUGUGUACAUUCAAAACGUUCAUGGAUUGCAAGCCUCAAACUUUCAGCGGAGCCGAGGGUCUGGUGGGACUGCUCCGUUGGUUCGAGAAAGCCGAGUCCGUCUUUGCUAUGUGUAACUGUCCAGCUGGGGACAGGGUGAAGUUUGCUUCUGGCACCUUGGAGGAUGGUGCUUUGACUUGGUGGAAUGCUCAGGUGCAGAUGCUGGGCAUUGAAAUGGCAAACGCGACUACUUGGGAUGAUUUCAAAGAGGUGAUUCGGGAAGAGUACUGCCCUCGGGAUGAAAUUCAAAAGUUGGAAAACGAGUACUAUAACUUGAAGAUGGAGGGAUCUGAGAUCGAGGCUUAUAUGAAACGGUCUCAUGAGCUGGCAAACAUGUGUCCUAACCUAUCUCGACCACCACCCUGUAGGAUCGAACUUUACAUUAAGGGAUUGGCACCACAAGUUAAGGGAUUAGUCACUGCAGCAAAUCUCGACAACCUACCACUGAUCAUCAGACUGGCCCAUAAGAUCACUGAUCAGGAGGUGGAGCGUGGCUCGCUGCCACCACGUGUUGCUACUACUACUGCUGCUACUGCUACCCCCACCACUGACAACAAGCGUAAAUGGAAUGACGCAGACAAGGGGACUAACUCGAAUCAGUCACAAAAGAAGCCUGACAACAACAACACCUGCAGUUUCAGCCUGUCAUCCUCUAUCAACCAGAAUCAGAACAACAGUCAAACUUCAGGCUCAUACGCGGGGAAACAGCCGAAGUGCAACAAGUGCAGUUUUCACCACUACGGUUCGUGUAGCCGAGCAUGUCAAAGGUGUGACAAGGUGGGUCACAUGGCGAAAGAUUGUAGAGCUCCAUACCCCAAGCAACAACAGCAACAGCCCCAACAACAACAACAAAGGCAGCAACGACAGCAGAAUCGGGGUAAUCAGAGGGGAUGUUAUCAGUGUGGUAGUGAAGGGCAUUUCAAGAAGGAUUGCCCACAACUGAAUCAGAACGCUAACAACAAUAACAAUGGGGGCAAUCGCCAGAACAACAACAACAACAACGCGGGAAACAACAAUGGGAAUAACGGUGCUCGCGGGAGAGCGUUUACGAUUAGAGCAGGUGAUGCAAGGAACGAUGGCAAUGUCGUAACCGGUAUGUUCUCUAUUAAUGGUAUUUUCGCUACUGUAUUAUUCGACUCUAGUGCCGACUGGAGUUAUGUGUCUUUGGGGUUCAGUCGUCAGUUAGGGUUAACUCCAACACCUCUCGAAAUCAAACACGUAGUGGAACUAGCUGAUGGUAAGUCGGUAGAAGCCUCACAUGUACUUUUAGGCUGUAAACUCGAUCUUCUGGGUCAAGUGUUCGACAUCGACCUUCUCCCCAUCACUCUUUGCAGCUUUGAUAUAGUUGUUGGUAUGGAUUGGAUGUCAAAACACCGAGCUGAUAUACUUUGCAAGGAGAAAAUCGUGUGUAUACAGAAUCGUUGUCUGUCCAGGGUCAUCGAAGUGGGGCAACCGUCAGUCUCAUUUCCUCCAUGA
Helianthus annuus (common sunflower) is the source of this 1689-nucleotide messenger RNA. RefSeq lists its product as uncharacterized. The record is from RefSeq and is a predicted model, not a curated record. The transcript is spliced from 2 exons. Bases 1 to 1689 code for a protein of 562 amino acids. Lineage: Eukaryota; Viridiplantae; Streptophyta; Magnoliopsida; Asterales; Asteraceae. Gene Ontology annotation, molecular function: nucleic acid binding; zinc ion binding.